Molecule: messenger RNA, 1303 nt
Organism: Tachyglossus aculeatus (Australian echidna)
Lineage: Eukaryota; Metazoa; Chordata; Mammalia; Monotremata; Tachyglossidae
Gene: SDF2
Product: stromal cell derived factor 2
Exons: 3
Coding region: 19-765 (248 amino acids)
Source: RefSeq, a predicted model, not a curated record
CUUCCGGUUCCCGGGAAGAUGGGGCCGUCGGGCUGGUCCUCCAUGCAGUCGUACUCGUUGAGCGCCUGCUGUGUGCAAAGCCCUGUGCUGAGCGCUUGGUCCUGGGCCGCGGUGGCCUCGUCCUCCCCGUUGUUGCUGCUGUUGCUGCUACUGUUGGAGACGCUCCUGGGCCCGGCCGGAGCCGCCGACCCGCCCGUUGUCACCUGUGGCUCCGUCGUCAAGCUGCUCAACACGCGCCAUGACGUCCGCCUCCACUCCCAUGACGUGCGCUACGGCUCUGGCAGCGGCCAGCAGUCGGUGACGGGGGUCUCGGCCGUGGACGACAGCAACAGUUACUGGCGGGUUCGCGGAAAGACCUCCACCGUGUGCGAGAGGGGCACCCCCGUCAAAUGCGGCCAGGUCAUCCGGCUCACCCACAUCAACACCGGCCGCAACCUGCACAGCCACCACUUCACUUCCCCUCUGUCCGGUAACCAGGAAGUGAGCGCGUUCGGGGAAGAGGGUGAAGGGGACUAUUUGGACGACUGGACGGUCUUGUGCGGCGGCUCCCACUGGGUGCGGGACGGCGAGGUGCGCUUCAAGCAUUCUUCCACCGAAGCGUUACUGUCCGUCACCGGAGAGCAGUACGGCCGACCCAUCAGUGGCCAGAAAGAGGUGCACGGCAUGAUCCAGCCCAGCCAGAACAACUACUGGAAAGCCAUGGAGGGCAUCUUCAUGAAGCCCGGUGAGCCGCUGAGGACUGGAGUCCAUCACGCCGAACUGUGAUGGCUCCCUAGCCGCCGGCCUCCCUUCCCUUCACCGCACAGUGUUCCGAUCCCGUCCCCCUCGUUUUUGGACUCUUCUCCCGCGGGCCCCCUUAAACCUCCCGGGUCCCCAUUCUAGCCACCCCACGAAGAGGGGAAGCGAGAGCCAGCCUCUGGGAUCCCACUGCUGGGGCCUUAAUCGGUUGUAUUUAUUGAACGCUUACUGUGUGCGGGGCACUGUACUAAGCAUGUGGGAGAGGCCUUGAGAACAUCCUGCACCUACCUCACUGGACUUGACUUUAUCUCGUAACGGUCUUGGUUAGAGGGGGAAUAAUCUCUUCAGCCAAAAGGGAGUCAUCUGGAGAAAAAGGGAGGCAUCUGAGGAAUCCGAAGGGGGCAGCGAAAAGCCGUUCUAGCUGGGAUUUUCCCGUCACUACUCUUGGGAGCUGCCCUUCGUGGUCCACUUGCCGGGAUCUUGCUCCAAAGCACUGAUUAUCUGCUCUUUGUGUCCUGGGAGCAGUUUGUGGCUUACAGCAAUAAAAUAAGUUUGAUUAUCACCA